UGGCCAAUCUUCCCCAAAGGGGAUAACAGAGGCUGUAAAAGGGUGAGGGGAGGAAGGAUGUGGCAGAGGAGGGAGGUUGGCGAGUGGGAGGUGACGCACUUUGAUUGUCUUUGGACAGGAGCCCAUGGCCUCACGGCCCACUCGGAGUCCCGGGGUCCUGGACCUGUUCUCCCGGCUCCCGGCGGCCUCAGCCCCCGCCAACCAGAGCUCCGCGGGCAAUGGGACGGCAGCGGAGCGGGACGCACAGGCGGGCGCGCCCUUCAAGAGCCUGCAGCUGGUGCAUCAGCUCAAGGGCCUGAUCGUGCUGCUCUACACCAUCGUGGUGGUCGUGGGGCUGGUGGGCAACUGCCUGCUGGUGCUGGUGAUCGCGCGGGUGCGCCGGCUGCACAACGUGACCAACUUCCUCAUCGGCAACCUGGCCCUGUCCGACGUGCUCAUGUGCGCCGCCUGCGUGCCGCUCACGCUGGCCUACGCCUUCGAGCCGCGCGGCUGGGUGUUCGGCGGCGGCCUGUGCCAUCUGGUCUUCUUCCUGCAGCCUGUCACCGUGUACGUGUCGGUGUUCACGCUCACCACCAUCGCCGUGGACCGCUACGUCGUGCUGGUGCACCCGCUGCGCCGGCGCAUCUCGCUGCGCCUCAGCGCCUACGCGGUGUUGGCCAUCUGGGCGCUGUCCGCGGUGCUGGCGCUGCCCGCUGCCGCGCACACCUACCACGUUGAGCUGGAGCCGCACGGCGUGCGCCUCUGCGAGGAGUUCUGGGGGCCCCAGGAGCGCCAGCACCAGCUCUACGCCUGGGGGCUGCUGCUCGGCACCUACCUGCUGCCCCUGCUGGUCAUCCUGGUGUCUUACGUGCGGGUGUCGGUGAAGCUCCGGAACCGCGUGGUGCCGGGCUGCGUGACUCAGAGCCAGGCCGACUGGGACCGCGCGCGCCGCCGCCGCACCUUCUGCCUGCUGGUGGUGGUCGUGGUGGUGUUCGCCGUCUGUUGGCUGCCUCUCCACAUCUUCAACCUGCUGCACGACCUCGACCCGCGCAUCAUCGACCCCUACGCCUUCGGGCUGGUGCAGUUGCUGUGCCACUGGCUGGCCAUGAGCUCGGCCUGCUACAACCCCUUCAUCUACGCCUGGCUGCACGACAGCUUCCGCGAGGAACUGCGUAAGCUUGUGCUCACCUGGCCGCGCAAGAUCGUGCCUCACGGCCAGAGUGUGACGGUCAGCGUGGUCAUCUGAUGUCCCUGCGACAGCCUUGGGUGGGAGCUCCAGGUCCUCCGGCCUCUGUGGGCG
Molecule: messenger RNA, 1279 nt
Organism: Elephantulus edwardii (Cape elephant shrew)
Lineage: Eukaryota; Metazoa; Chordata; Mammalia; Macroscelidea; Macroscelididae
Gene: PRLHR
Product: prolactin releasing hormone receptor
Exons: 1
Coding region: 125-1225 (366 amino acids)
Biological process (GO): G protein-coupled receptor signaling pathway
Cellular component (GO): plasma membrane; neuron projection
Molecular function (GO): neuropeptide binding; neuropeptide Y receptor activity
Source: RefSeq, a predicted model, not a curated record